GUAUAAAAGCCAUCAUAUUUAGGGCGCUCAAACUUGAAUUAUUACAGACUGUUCAAAACACAGUUUCGAUUUGUGAUGUUCAAAAAGUAAUAUUCUGCUUUUAGGACCACAAAGAGGAUGGCAGGGUGCCAUUUAUUCAACAACCGUCACUACCUGUUAAACAAAUACCUAAUCACCCAUUAAUGUUCCCAUAAAAAUAUGCUGUCUAAAUACAUAGACCUAUAUAUUUUUUGAGUCAUAUGUUUAGCAGCAUGUAAGCUAAAUGGUUUAAGAAAUAUUGUCAAGAAUGAAACUAUUUCUGGUUGGUGGAAACAUCGUUCGACUAUAAAUGAAGGAUAGGUCGAAACUUUGCCCCUUUUUCCGCGACUUGUCAGUGUACAGUGAAUCAUAAUCAGCACCGAGAUAAUAGCUUAUCUAUUAAACUCCGGGCAACGCAUUGUGCAAACAGUACACCAGGCCGGUCAUGCAGCUGCGCCUCACACCAUUAAAGCGUCUGUGUGAAUUCACGCCGCCAUGGGUCACCCGAUCUCCAAACAACCACAGGUUCAAGUCCUUCUUCUGGGCCUGGACAAUGCUGGAAAAUCCACUCUUCUCUACAAAAUGAAACACAACGUUGGCGUCUCCACCGUCCCGACGAUCGGCUUUAACGUGGAGAUGUUGGACGCCAGAAAAAACAGGAAGCACAUCUCCGUGACCGUGUGGGACGUCGGUGGUCAGGGGAAGAUGCGCGAACACUGGCAGGACUAUUACCAAAACGCGGCAGCCGUCGUGUUUGUGGUGGACGCCUCGGACUUUGGGCGCAUGGAUGAGGCGCGCAGCGAGAUGAAGAAGGCGCUGCGCAGCGACCAUCUGCGGGGCUGCCCGGUCAUUCUGCUCGCCAACAAGCAGGACGUGAGCGGUGCGCUGACCGUCACCGAGAUGAAGGAUAAGUUCAACAUGAGGGAGAUGUGCGUGGGUCGGGACUGGCUCGUUCAGCCUUGCUCCGCUUCGACGGGUUUCGGAGUCGAGGAGGCUUUUAGGCGAGUGGUUCAAAUGGUCAGACUCCCCCCUUAGCCUGGAGCUGUCAAAGACAAUAUCAAUAAGCUUAUUAUGUAAGACUCUUCUAACUUAUUUGCGCCAACAGCGAACUUAGCAGUCAUAUUAUGCAAAUAAUUGUUCUGUGGAGUUCACAGAACAAUACAUGUCGUAAUAAGUUACUUUUUAAGCAUACUGCAUUUCCAGUCAUGUUUCAAAGUGGUUCGAUUAUAAUGAAAUAAAUUACUUUGUUUUGAUUAUGCAACUUCUCCUAGACGUUUACAUUGGUAUUCAACAGAAGACAGAAGUGGACGGACAUCGUCAGCAUGUCCACCUUGCUGGUUCUGGAUGCUCCUUAAACAGCCCCUUUGAAAUAUGAAUACACAAAGUACAUUCAUUGUUCAAUGGACAUUUUUGAAAACGGUCAUUCCGAGUGUAUGAAGUGCAAAAGAAAACUUUUGGGUCUUCGACAUCUGAUGCUUGGGAAAAUCUUGCACUAACCGCAUCGGCAAAAAUAUUUCGGAUUAAUUUAAAGUUGUGGUGGCUGAGCCUGUGUGAAAGUGUUUCUAGACGUUUAUUAAUUUACCACUCUGUUGUGAAAUCUUAUUGAACUGUGCUGCUGCUAUCUUGCCCAGGUUUGUAAACAAGAUCUGUUAUCUCAAUAGGGCAAAUCAGGUUAAAUUAAAAAAAUAAGUCAUUUUC
Xiphophorus maculatus (southern platyfish) is the source of this 1716-nucleotide messenger RNA. RefSeq names its product ADP-ribosylation factor-like protein 14 (gene arl14). The transcript has a single exon. The record is from RefSeq and is a predicted model, not a curated record. Gene Ontology annotation, cellular component: cytoplasm. Gene Ontology annotation, molecular function: GTPase activity; GTP binding. NCBI's taxonomy places the organism in Eukaryota, Metazoa, Chordata, Actinopteri, Cyprinodontiformes, Poeciliidae. Bases 514 to 1053 code for a protein of 179 amino acids. Gene Ontology annotation, biological process: vesicle-mediated transport; intracellular protein transport.